Molecule: messenger RNA, 1901 nt
Organism: Rubroshorea leprosula
Lineage: Eukaryota; Viridiplantae; Streptophyta; Magnoliopsida; Malvales; Dipterocarpaceae
Source: the annotation of a GenBank genome assembly
UCCCCCCUUCUCAAUUCACUCAUUUCUCAAAAAACCCAGAAUCCAACUUACAAUUUCUUCACGUCUGCUCUGGAAAGUCUUAAUCUUUCUUGAAAAAUUCUGAAUCUUUUUGCUGGGAAAUUUUCAGGGAGGGGAUUUUGAGCCAUGAGUUGGUUAAGCACGUACGGUUGGGCGGUUGUGUUACUGGUAAUAGGAUGGAGCUCCGGGAUUUGUUAUGGGUCCGGGACAUUUGGGUUCGAUAUGCACGACAGGUUUUCGGAUCAGGUAAAGGGAAUUCUGGGCACUGAUAAUUUGCCGCCGAAGGGGAGUGUGGAGUACUAUAAUGCUUGGGCCAACCGCGACCGGAUGUUGCACGGCCGUCGGUUAGCGGCGGCCAAUGAUCAGACGCCGCUUACUUUUCUGGCCGGAAACGACACGUAUCGACUCGAUUCUCUGGGACACUUGCAUUAUGCUAAUAUAACGGUAGGGACACCAGCUUUGUCAUAUUUGGUGGCACUAGACACUGGUAGUAACCUGUUCUGGCUGCCAUGUGAUUGUUCGAGUUGUGUGCGCGGGUUGGUUUUGUCGGGCGGUGAAGAAAUAGAAUUUAACAUCUACAGCCCAAAUACUUCAACAACAAGCUCGAAGGUUCCAUGUGGCAGUGACUUUUGUAAACAACCAAAGUCAGGGUGCCCUUCUGCUCACAGUUUUUGUGGUUAUCAAGUUCAAUAUCUCUCCAAUGGCACUUCAUCCACUGGAAUCUUUGUCGAGGAUGUAUUGCACUUAAUCACAGAUGAUGACCAGGAAAAAGAUGUCAAAGCUAAUAUUACAUUUGGUUGUGGACAAGUGCAGACUGGUGCAUUCUUAAGUGGUGCUGCUCCAAAUGGUCUGUUUGGGCUUGGCAUGGAUAAUAUAUCUGUUCCAAGCAUAUUAGCAAAAGAAAACCUUGCUUCAAAUUCUUUUUCAAUGUGUUUUGGACUUGAUGGGAUUGGGAGAAUCAGUUUCGGGGAUAAAGGAAGCUCUGACCAAGGAGAAACACCGUUUAAUGUUGAGCAACUACAUCCAGAUUACAAUGUCAGUGUCACUCAAGUAAAAGUAGGAGGAAAUGUUCAAAAUGUUGAAUUUAGUGCAAUUUUUGACUCCGGUACCUCCUUUACAUACUUGAAUGAUCCAGCUUAUACACUUAUCUCUGAGAAUUUCAAUAAGCUGGCUUUAGACAAACGCCAUGCAUCUAAUUCCGAUCUCCCCUUUAACUAUUGUUACGACUUAAGCGCAAAUCAAACCAACUUUACAUAUCCUGUAGUGAAUCUGACACUGACAAUGAAAGGUGGAGACUCAUUUUUUGUUAAUGAGCCAAUAGUAGUGAUCUCCAUGAAGGAUGGAACUGCAUAUUGUUUGGCAAUUGUCAAGAGCAAUGAUGUGAAUAUUAUUGGACAAAACUUUAUGACUGGUUAUCGUAUAGUGUUUGACCGUGAGAAUAUGAUAUUGGGAUGGAAGCCAUCUGACUGUUAUGAUAUUAAAGACUCCAACACUGUACCUGUCAAACCACCAACUGCAGUCCCCCCGUUUGGUCCUGUCAAUCCAGAAGCAACGGUUGGGAAUAGCAACACUCCUCAAACUUCAGGGGCACCACCUCCUCUAGUGAACCAUUUACCCCAAACACACGCUUAUGCGCUCAUGGUUCUUCUUGUUUCAAUGCUUGCCUUAAUUUAACCAUUCUUUUUCAUUUUCCCUAUAUCUUUUUCUUCUCGUCGAUCCUGUAGGCCUGUACCAUAGCUACCGCGAGGCAUUGUUUCAGGUAUACAGGAAGCAGUUUGAGCUUCCUUUCAUAUUUUUUAUGGUUUAGUGGCAUCAUUUUUACGCAGGUUGUAAAUAUAUUUGAUUAUAAACAAAGAUUGAUAUAGCAUUCUUAUACAUGGAAU